Cryptomeria japonica (Japanese cedar) is the source of this 1680-nucleotide messenger RNA. RefSeq lists its product as uncharacterized. The transcript has 5 exons. The coding region runs from base 1 to 1680 and encodes 559 amino acids. Lineage: Eukaryota; Viridiplantae; Streptophyta; Pinopsida; Cupressales; Cupressaceae. The record is from RefSeq and is a predicted model, not a curated record.
AUGAAUGCUGAGGAACAAGAAGAAAAACUAUGGGAUGAUCGUAUUCUUAAAAUGCCAGAUAUGAGCGCUGAUGAUGCCAAGAUGGCGAGGGCACUUAAAAGGCAACCAGAUUGGGUGUUACAAAAAUUAGGAAUAGAGAGAAAUAAUAUUUCAAGCCCCAAGAUAGACAAGGUAGGAGAAGAGAGAGAUGUGCAUGGGGAUCAAAAUGAAGAAAAGACGGAGGAUGGAAGAAGGAAUGGAGAUGGCAAGAAUUAUGGGAGUCGGAUUAACAUAAAUAGGGCCAAUCAUGUAGGAAAUAAUGGGUGUGGCAUCAACCAGAAUAAUGGACAAAAUAGAGGUAACAAUGGCAAUUAUGGAAGUGACAAUGGUGGAGGUAGGAACAAUAGUAACAAUAAUGGAAAUAAUAAUGGGGGUGGAAAUAAUGGUAAUAAUGGAAACUAUGGCAACAAUAAUGGGAUUAUGAACAAUCAAAGAAACCAUCAUGUUGGUAGACAACCCUUAAUCAUUGAGAGGUACAACCAAUUGGAUUUCAUUGGCAUUGUUGGUUAUCCAAAUCAGAUCACUAAUGAUUCGAGAUUAUCAAUCCCAAAAAUUUUAGGAAAUGGAGUUGAUUCAGCCAAGCAGCAUGUUAUUAAUGUAAAGCAUAUCAUCAAAGAAUUUGAGAUUCCUCAUGAAGAUGUGUUCAUGAAGUUGUUGGUUCAGUCUUUGAUAGAGGAUGCAGGGGAAUACAAAACUCAUUAUGAGAUUCUGUCUCAUAGACCUAACACUUUACAACGAGCAUUCAAAAUAGUUGUUACUAUUGACAAUAAUAGGAAGGUGGUUGGAAAAGUUGCUAAGAGAGAUGAUCCAAAGCUGUACAACUCCAGGGUUCCUAGGAAAGAUGAUCUUACUCAAAUCAUGGACAUGCUCAAGGACUUAAAGGCUGUAGAACAAGUGAAAAGCAAUUAUCAACUGAGGAAUAGGAAUGUUAACAAUGAGCAGGGCAAGCCAGCAGGUAUAUUUGCCAAAGUCACAAAAUCUGGUGGGACAAAACAUAAUGUAGCCAAGGGUAAGGAUGCUGGUGCCAACAAGUGGACAGAGCCAGAAAAGAAUAAGCCAAUUGAAAUGCCAAAGCUUGUCAAGUUAGUGGAGAAAAAACAUAUUAGUAAGCCUUCUUCAAACUAUGCAACUUUUAUGUCACAAGCGUUGUCUCAGGUAAAAAUUUCUAUGCCCUUGCUUGAAGUAAUGAAAUUUUCAGAAUAUAAAGAUGAGACCUUGAAGAUUAUAUCAAACAUUGGGGAUCUAAAUAAAAAUGAUGUUAAGUUAAAAGAGGAUCCUCCAGAUGCAUCGACCAGAGAGAAAGUAAAGAAGAAGGUGCAGGGUCAGCUUGUUACACAUGAAGAAAUUAAAAAAGAAUUGAAGUCUGAAUUUGAUGAAUCCCAACAGAUUGUUCAGCAUGGGCUUCCCAGUUUGGUAGAUGAUGUAGGUGUGAUCAAAGACAAAAUCGUAUGGAUCUCUGAUUUCAAGUCUAUGCCUAGUGCAACCCAAGCCAUUGCUAGAGCAGAUGUCCUUGACAUGAAUGACACGACCGAUCAGUUGGAGAAUUUUUAUGUGAUCGAUAAUGUAGCCAAGGAUGCAAUCUUCAAUGCUACAACAUACAAGGAUCCAGGCUGCUUGUGGCAUAUUCAAAAAUGUGGAUGA